Messenger RNA from Drosophila novamexicana, 837 nucleotides. RefSeq names its product H/ACA ribonucleoprotein complex subunit 2-like protein (gene NHP2). Gene Ontology annotation, molecular function: box H/ACA snoRNA binding. The coding region runs from base 56 to 538 and encodes 160 amino acids. The record is from RefSeq and is a predicted model, not a curated record. Gene Ontology annotation, biological process: rRNA pseudouridine synthesis; snRNA pseudouridine synthesis. The transcript is spliced from 2 exons. Gene Ontology annotation, cellular component: box H/ACA snoRNP complex. Lineage: Eukaryota; Metazoa; Arthropoda; Insecta; Diptera; Drosophilidae.
UGUUUAGUAGCUGAAGGAACGGCUUGUUUUCGUGUUUUAAAAUAAAUAAAAUAAAAUGGUUAAAGUGAAACUGGAGCACACAGAAGCGGCGGAUGUUUCAAUUAAAGUCAGCGAUAAUGUCACCAUCAAAGAAGAAGAGACCUAUGACGACAAAUUGUUGUUUGUUAACGCCAUAGCCAAACCAAUGGCGGGCAAGAAACUGGCCAAAAAAUGCUACAAAUUGGUGAAGAAGGCCAUGAAACACAAAACCUAUUUGCGAAAUGGUCUGAAGGAUGUGCAGACGCGUCUGCGCAAGGGCGAAACCGGCAUCUGCAUCUUUGCCGGCGAUGUGACACCUGUAGACAUUAUGUGCCACCUGCCCGCUGUUUGCGAGGAGAAGGGCAUUCCCUACGCCUACACGCCCAGUCGCGCUGACCUGGGCGCCGCGAUGGGCGUUAAGCGGGGCACCGUGGCUCUGCUGGUGCGACAGAACGAGGACUACAAGGAUCUGUACGAUGAGGUGAAAGAGGAAUUGGCCAACUUAAAUGUUCCCGUUUAAGCUUUUAAAGAUAAUGAUGUAAUUUCGAUAAGAGUUCUGCUUGAUAAGUCACAAAGUUUGACAAUAGUAUAAGCCCAUCCAUUUGCAUUUGCACGUAAAGACGUUUGAACACAUGCAGAUUUAAAUGCCAUUAUUAUAUAUUUUACAAAAAUAGAUCAUAUUUGACAUAAAGAUCAUAUUUGUAAACUAUAUAAACAAGGGUAUUUUAGACUGUGUCUUCUUUCCUGUCAAACGUGUCAAUACCUCACUUUACUGCAAUUUAAGAAAUAUAGAAUAAAGUUCAAGUUAAACAAUUUGAA